UGAUUCUAACCAUCCAGUCAUGGCGGUUGGCUGCAUGUAUCCAUCUAUGGCUGAAUUCAGACUUGCUAUGAGACAGUAUGCCAUAGAAAAAGAGUUUGAGUUAGGCAUUGAGGCUAGUACCCCGAAGAAAUACAGAGGAUUUUGUCGAGGUGGUGAUUGUCCUUGGAGCAUACAUGCAAGAAUUGAGAGGGCUGGGUCACCUACCAUAAUUGUGACUGUGAUGAAUGAUCAUCACACUUGCACUUCUAGUGGCCGGAGGAGGACAAGCACACCAACCAGUGCUUGGGUUGCUGCUAAAGCUUUACCUAUCCUUGCGAAGAAACCACACACAGGUGCAAAGGAUUUACAGACUUUCCUUCAAGAUACGUACAAGUGCACCAUUUCUUAUGAUACAGUUUGGUAUGGAAAAGAGAAAGCCUUGAAGGAGUUGUUUGGGACUUGGGAAGAGAGUUUCCAACUUCUAUUCUCUUGGAAGGAGGCUGUAUUGCAGAGGUCACCUGAUAGUGUCAUUGAAAUUGAUGUACGUGUUGAGGAUGGCAGAGUUUAUUUUAGUAGGUUCUUCUGUGCACUUGGCCCUUGUAUUAGUGGUUUCUUACAUGGAUGCAGACCUUACUUGAGUGUUGAUUCGACAGCUUUGAAUGGUAGAUGGAAUGGUCACCUACCAUCUGCAACAGCCGUCGACGGCCACAACUGGAUGUUCCCUGUUGCAUAUGGAUUCUUUGAGUCCGAAACAGAGGACAAUUGGCAUUGGUUCCUUCUACAGUUACGCAAGGCCAUCGGGGAUUUACCUAACCUAGCAUUGUGUUCUGAUGCUUGCAAAGGGCUAACAAAUGCAAUGAAGGAUGUUUUUCCAGAAGCUGAGAAAAGAGAGUGUUUCCGGCACCUAAUGAACAAUUAUGUCAAGCAAUAUGCUGGAUCAGAAUACAUGUACCCUGCUGCCAGGGCGUACAAGGCAGAAGUAUAUGACAUGUACAUUGCAAAUGUCAGUAGCAAUCCUGAUAUUGCUGCUUGGUUAGAUAGGUUCCAUUCCUUGUUGUGGUACCGAAGUGCAUUCAACCCUACUAUCAAAUGCGACUAUGUAACAAAUAACAUUGCUGAGGUGUUCAAUAACUGGAUAAAGGACUACAAGGACCUCCCUGUUUGUGACCUGGCUGACAAAAUUAGGAUAAUGAUCAUGCAACUAUUCUACAAGAGGAGGCGGAUAGGAAGGAGGUUGGAGGGAAAGAUUUUACCUUCUAUCAUAGCACAACUCAAUGCAAGAACUAGAGGACUUGGACACUUGGAGGUCAUAAAAGGCGAUGACUAUGUUGCAGAGGUGAGAGACAAUGGUGAUUGUUUUUCUAGAUAUGUGGUGAAGGCUCAUCUUAGAAAAUGUUCAUGUAAGGAAUGGCAACAUAUAGGGAAGCCCUGCCACCAUGCAUUAUGUCUAAUUACCGCACAACAAUAUAGAAAUGUAAUGAUGGAGGAGUUUGUCGACGAUUACUACUCAGUUGACAUGUUUAGGAAAGCUUAUGAGAGAUUGGUGGAGCCAAUUGAAAGCAAAUUAUUUUGGCCAAAGGUGGAUUUUGCAAAGGAGGUUGGUGCUCCACUAGGCAAGAGAGGCGUGGGACGUCAAAGGAAAAAUAGGUUCAAGAGUUGUCUAGAAGGUGGGAGUAGUAAGAAAAAGCCUGCCAACGAAAGUGAGAAAGCUAAGAAGAUUAUUCGAGGCAAAUUCAAGUGCCCUAAUUGUGGGGAGUUAGGGCAUAGGAAGACUAGCUACAAAUGCCCCCUAAAUGGAACGAAGAAAAGGAAAAGGAAACCAAGAAAGAACUCAACAAAGAAAUGGUUUCCUAAGGAGCCAGCUGAAGCUUCUUCAUCACAGCCAGAACUAGGGGAUUCUGGUCAACACCAACUUGUCUCCACUGAUGUUCCAGAAGAAAUAGUGGGUACUACCCCACAGAGGAGAGUGAGGUGUGCUGUCAAAAAGAAGAUUACUCCGAAGAAGAAGAUCUGCUUCUGAGUAGCUGCUUAAGUAUGGCAGUUGUGUCUGUAUUUUAAGUAUGAAUUAUGGCAGUUGUGUUUGUAUUUUAAGUAUGAAUUAUGGCAGUUGUUUCUGGCAGCUGUCAACAAUUUCUGUUUGUGCCUGAGAUGAAAAUGUAGUACUGGGUGUGUUUAGAAAUGUGACAGGCAACAGCCCAGUAGUGAUUGAAGUAGUGAACUAUUUCUGUUUGUGCCCAGUGGUCAACAAUUUCUGUUUGUGAAUGACAUGAAAAUGUAGUCAACAUUUUCUGUUUGUGCCCAGCUGUCAACAAUUUC
Molecule: messenger RNA, 2295 nt
Organism: Zea mays
Lineage: Eukaryota; Viridiplantae; Streptophyta; Magnoliopsida; Poales; Poaceae
Exons: 3
Coding region: 20-1999 (659 amino acids)
Biological process (GO): DNA transposition
Molecular function (GO): transposase activity; DNA binding; zinc ion binding
Source: RefSeq, a predicted model, not a curated record